AUGCCAUCUCUCGCGAAUAUGGCCUCGUCGUCGGAUGAUCUUGCCGCUCGUUUCGAGCAUUUCUUCGAGCAGGAUGCUGAGAGAGCCAAGCUGAUCAAACUCCUACUCGAGAAAACGCACGAAUAUAAGACCCUCUUGGAGAAUGUUAAUAUUGAGUUGGAGCACGAACGAGAAUCUCGCACCCGCUACCAGUUAGAGCUCCGUUCACUGCGCGACCGGAAUAAAUCCUUGGACCAGGCACUUAAUCAAGAGCCCUAUGUGACCGUGCUGGUGGACGGUGAUGGCGCUAUUUUCCGGGACGAGCUGCUGCAAGACCCCCAGAAAGGCGCCCCGGAGGCAGCCGUACGACUGCGCCAGGCGGUGCGCGCCUAUCUGAAGGACACUCCCCUAGGCACCGAGCACAUCCCCAUUAUCGUACGCAUCUUUGUUAAUCUUAAUGGUCUGGCGAGGUCGCUGUAUGCGGCCGGCGUCGUCGACACCGAGAGCCACAUGCGCACCUUCGCCGAACUCUUUACUAAUAGCCGCGCUGAGUUUGAUUUUGUGAACGUCGGUCAUGGCAAGGAGAAUGCCGAUUCUAAGAUGAGAAAGAUGCUCAGCCACUACUACCAUAAUAUUCAGUGCAAGAAAAUCUUCUUCGCUGGCUGCCACGACAACGGCUAUCUCCACGAGCUGCGCCAGCACGAGGGGGAUGCCGAUGCUAAAGAACGCAUUGUUCUGCUGGAGACCACUCCGGCCCAGCCGUCCUUUACCUCGCUAAACUUCGCCAUGACCCGCUUUGAUUCCGUCUUCCGCACGGAGCCCUUGACCAGCGACCCCAGGCAGCGUGCGGCGGCGGCCCCUCUAUCUCUCUCCCCGACGAAGCCCGCCGUUGAGGUCCAUCCCUGUAUUAGACCAGCCUCCACCCCGUCGCCCGCGCCCGCGGAGAGCAUCGCGAGUUCGGGCAACGGCGGCAUCUCCAUUAAGUACCCGACGGCGGCGGCGGCGACGAGCUACGCGACGGCGGGGGGCACCAAUGGCCACCAGAAUAUAUCUAUUACGUCGACUAAGCCUAGAGCGCCCCGCGUCAUCGACUAUAAUAUCCAUGGCCAACGGCUAGAUCCGCCCAACAGGCACCCGGGCCAGUCCCCGGACCAGGUCACCUACAAGGAGAAGUUCGAGAAGAUUAAACCCAAGGCGUUCUGCAACGCGUUGUACCUCACGGGGCGGUGCGAGCGACAGCAUAUAUGUCCGAUGGAACACGGGGUGAAGCUCACCCCGGGCGAGGUGGCCAUCCAUCGAUACAAGGCGCGCACCACCCUGUGUCCCAAUGGGCCGGAGUGCGAGAUCUACAGCUGCUACCUGAGUCACCACUGUCCCUUUGGGCAGUUCUGCCAGCGGGGAGCGGACUGCAAGUUUGGCGGGACCAUGUUUGGUGACCUCCAUUUCUCGAAGAGUGACAUGGAAGUCGAUAUCCGAUGGAUCGAAGGUAGCGACUUCCCGGUUCGGCCUAAUCCUUGA
Molecule: messenger RNA, 1497 nt
Organism: Aspergillus tanneri
Lineage: Eukaryota; Fungi; Ascomycota; Eurotiomycetes; Eurotiales; Aspergillaceae
Exons: 5
Coding region: 1-1497 (498 amino acids)
Source: RefSeq, a predicted model, not a curated record